AGAUCUACUGAAAAACGAUCAAAGGAUUAUACAUUCGUGCAUACGUUUAUGAACUGGUACGACGCAAAAGCUGAUUGCGAAUCCAGGAAUUUAAAACUUGCAGAGAUCCGCACACAGGCAGACCAAGAUGAAUUAUUAGCAGCAACGAUGGGAUACUCAAGUCGUUAUUGGUUUGGUACUAUCGACCCUCAAGGCGACAACACUUUUGAAUAUGCAACUGGUGAAAGCUUGACUUAUUCUCGUUUUAGUCCAGGUUAUCCAACGGUCUUUAACGAUAUCUCGUGCGCUGCAAUCGAUGGUUACUAUGGUUAUUGGAUAAAUGCUAAUUGCGAUAAUAUGUAUCCUUUCCUAUGUGAGCCUGACAUAGAUUCUCCAGGUGUAUCGGGCGAUCCGCAUAUGACAACAUUCGACGGUCGUCCAUUUAGUUUUCAAGGCAUAUGCUGGCAUACUCUGUUUAAAGACUGCUCGACAAAUCCUGCCUUUGAAGUCACAGCUGAGUUUGAGCCUAGGGAGGACAGUACGUUGGAACAUGUCAGAACGCGGACUGUUUCUGUUAAUGUAACUGUUGGAGGUGACUUUGCUAUCAUUAAUGGACUGGAUGUUGUUACAGGAAGAACUGAUGGACACAUUACUGCAGCAAGACCAAUACACGUUCAUGAAGACGAUAAAAAAAUCACCCUGAGCUUCACUUCUAAGGAUACCACAUUCACUUUGCAUUGGACAUUGAAGAAGCACAGCUUAAGAGUAUCUAUCUCUGGAUCUGACUACCGUGGUCAUCUCUGUGGUCUACUGGGUGAUGAUGAUGGUGACACUCGUAAUGACUUCCUAACACCUGAUGGUGCUGUAGUCAACGAUGCUACUGUGUUUGGAGAAAGCUGGAAAGUAGAAUGGAAGAAAUGUGACUGACACUAUCGUCGUAUACCAGAAGCUGACAUGGCAAGAAAUGUACAACAUUUGAUGUCAAAGUAACAUGGCCAUGUCAUCAUAUAAUACAUUGCAUUUAAUUUAUUCGGGUUCCUUUUUACAGUUUGCGUUAGGCAAAUUCAACAAGAGUUGAAAUGCUAUUGCUCGAAGGAGAAUUGGUAUUAAAAUAUUAAACGUUGGUAAUUAAAGGUGCUGUUAUGGGUACAA
Messenger RNA from Saccoglossus kowalevskii, 1131 nucleotides. RefSeq names its product BMP-binding endothelial regulator protein-like. NCBI's taxonomy places the organism in Eukaryota, Metazoa, Hemichordata, Enteropneusta, Harrimaniidae. The record is from RefSeq and is a predicted model, not a curated record.